AUGUCAAACGGAUUGCCUUUUCACGAUUUACCUUAUCAAAACGAUAAGCCAACUAAAUUUGUGUUUGAUUCUCCACAGCAAAUUUUACCCAUUCCAAAGACUACAAAGAAACAAAGGCAGACAAGAAAUCGGGGAAAGAUAGCUAUUUUAACAGAAUCGCCCUACAAGAACGAGCUCAUGGAGUCAACUCAAAUUAAAGAGGCUAGAAAUUCUAACGCUGAAUCUAAAAAACGAAAAGUGUUUAAGAAUGAUGAGGGUGAAAAAGAAAACAAAACAGAAAAGGUAGACACAAAAAAGAAGCCAAAAGGUCUAAAACCAAUGUAA
Molecule: messenger RNA, 324 nt
Organism: Diabrotica balteata
Lineage: Eukaryota; Metazoa; Arthropoda; Insecta; Coleoptera; Chrysomelidae
Source: the annotation of a GenBank genome assembly